AGAAGAAGAAGAAGACGAGGAACAAGGAAACAAUUUAAUACAGGGAGCUUUUAGGCUUCCUUUUGUUUUUAUCGUAGGAGCUAAUAUAAGUCCUGUUUUGUGUAUAUUUAUUUCGUUAUUGGGCAGAUUAGGCGGAAGUGGCGCACUGUGAAAACGAAAGCUGAAUUCUGGUUGAAGACAACGGGGAAAUUUGACAAUGUAUGCACCACCGGGUGCCACUGUUCCUGGAAGCCGGCGAAGGAGAGGUGGUACCGCACUGCCCAAGCAGCCAGAGCGAAGCCUGGCAUCUGCCCUCCCCGGAGCACUCUCCAUCACCGCACUAUGUACAGCUCUGGCCGAACCAGCUUGGCUUCGAGUUCAUGGAGGAACGUGUCCUAGGCAGGAACUUGGAGUAGCUGAUGUCCUGGGAUACAUUGACCCAAAACUCCUGGAGGGUUACUGUGUCAACUCCCAGACCAUCUUGCUGCUUAGGGUCAUUGCCGCCUUCUGUUUCCUGGGAAUCCUUUGCAGUCUGACAGCUUUCCUGUUGGAUGUCUUCGGCCCCAAGCACCCUGCCCUCAAGAUCACUCGCAGAUAUGCAUUUGCUCACAUUCUCACAGUGCUGCAGUGUGCUACAGUGAUUGGGUUUUGCUACUGGGCUUCAGAGCUCAUCUUGUCGCUACAGCAGCAGCACAAGAUGUACCACGGGUCCCUCAUCUACGUUACUUUUGCCAUUAGCUUUUACCUGGUGGCAGGGGCUGGUGGGGCCUCCAUUCUGGCCACAGCUGCCAACCUGCUACGCCACUACCCCACAGAGGAAGAGGAGCAGGCUCUAGAGCUUCUGUCAGAGAUGGAAGACAGCAGCGAAUCAUAUCCUGCUGAUUAUGACAUUGCCAACCAGUUUCAGCCACCACCUGCAUACACGCCUUAAUGUAGCCCACCCAGUUGCUUUCUUUUAAAUCCAUGCUUAUUUGUAAGCACCUAUUGGGCUCGUAACAAACACAUACAGGUAUGUGAUCCAAUAACUGUACCAAAUGGAUAUUUUCUGCAGAUACUCUGCUUUCCAUAACAAACUCCAUACACAAUGGGACACACUUAUUCCUUUAUUGUGGGUUCUUGAGUGCAUGAAAGUUUCCCUCUUCGGUGGCAGACAUUCAAUGCUUCAUCCUUUUUUUCACCUCUGAAACUUGGCUUUUAGUCAUUUGCAUUUGCAAUGCAUGGCAUUGAGGACUUGAGCCUUACAUGUAAAGCAAGAGAAACUGGUAAUAUAUGGGAGUUUUUUUAUGCACUAAUGUAUGGUUGGCUCUACAGCUGUUUUAUUAAAUGAUGACAUAAUG
Molecule: messenger RNA, 1316 nt
Organism: Esox lucius (northern pike)
Lineage: Eukaryota; Metazoa; Chordata; Actinopteri; Esociformes; Esocidae
Gene: tmem127
Product: transmembrane protein 127
Biological process (GO): negative regulation of TOR signaling; negative regulation of cell population proliferation
Cellular component (GO): membrane
Source: RefSeq, marked provisional